Messenger RNA from Boleophthalmus pectinirostris (great blue-spotted mudskipper), 2212 nucleotides. It is a transcript of the gene inka2, whose product is annotated as inka box actin regulator 2. The record is from RefSeq and is a predicted model, not a curated record. NCBI's taxonomy places the organism in Eukaryota, Metazoa, Chordata, Actinopteri, Gobiiformes, Gobiidae. Gene Ontology annotation, cellular component: nucleus. The coding region runs from base 224 to 1486 and encodes 420 amino acids. Gene Ontology annotation, molecular function: protein kinase binding; protein serine/threonine kinase inhibitor activity. The transcript is spliced from 2 exons.
CCGAGUGAAAUAUCUUGGAGUAAACAUAUUUUCGUUUUGCAAUUUGGCGCAACAUUACUGUCGUCAGUUGGAGCCGUGCGCAUUCCUCCACAUCAGGAUAACUGCUUCCCAGGACCGUUUUUAUUCCCAUGUCAGCACGUCCAGGUGAUUACUUCGUCAUGGUCGCGCGGUUGGGAAAGCCAUUGCUGUGAAUUUUUCUAUUUUUUGUGGGGAAACAACCAACAUGGAGCGCCAGAUCUACAAGCCAGAGAGCAAAAGCAUGGAUUCGUGUCUGAGACGACUCAAACAGGAGGUGUUGUCAAUGAAGGAAGCCGGAGAUGGGCUACAUGCUCAGAUGAAUUCCAUGAUGGGAGCGCUUCAAGAACUCAAGCUCCUCCAGGUCCAGACCGCUCUCGAAAACCUCGACAUCACUGGACGCCCCAUCAAUCGUGGCAUACCACACGUUCCGGACACUGCUUCAGGGAAUGGCCUCGGGUUUGCCCACAGCAUGCUGCCAGAAACUAAUCCGAGUCCAGUGCCAAGCCUAGCGAGCGGAAACACCACAAUGAGCAGAGAAAGUAACUGCAUGUCCCAAAGUGGAAGCAGUAUGGGGACCUCAACCACAUCAUCAUCCAGUUUUGAGUCUGACAGUGGUAGUAGUAGAAGUUCAAGAAGCGCAAAUAACCAAGAGUCUAUUCCGAAACGCUGGUCAGGAUACACAGCUCCCCAAGUGGACUUUUGUGGACCAACAGUUGGAAACCCUCCACCAGAGCCAUAUUCACAACAACAGGGCCAGCGCCGCUCCCAGGUUGUUGAUCUUCCCGGAAUUUUAUAUAGUCUUUCAAAAGAAGGACCAUCUAUGGACAGUGAAUGCAACCAAGACAACGCAGACGAUGGAAGUGACUGGACCUCUUCGCUUAUGAAUCAAUGCCGCAAUCGCCAACCGCUAGUUCUGGGCGAUAAUGUUUUUGCCGAUCUUGUUGGGAACUGGCUCGACCUCCCAGAAGUGGAGAGAGAGGACAUGGAAGAAGACGAGAUGAGGAAAGAGGAUGUGAAGAAUGGGAAUGGGAUGCCAGAUAAACUCGACAGUCAGCAGAUGCGCUUAAGUCGGUCUCAGGAGUUCUGCCGUAAAUUCACUCUCACUACGAACAUUUUUAAGAAGUUCCUACGCAGUGUGCGUCCCGAUAGAGACAAGCUGCUGAAAGAGCGUCCAGGUUGGCCUGAAAUGUCAGAGGCUGAUUUGUUCAAAAGGCCAAAGAAAGGUGGAGCAAAAGGGUCCAAGGGGAGCUUUUAUUUACCAUUCUGGGCAAACGGACAGCAGGGCAAAGGCAGGCCAUGUCCCAAUCUGAAUGAAGUGGAGAGGCAGCAACUUCAGCAACAACAGCACUUCCCCCAGUGUCAUCAGCAGCCUUUAACUGGGAUUUUCUUGGACAGUAGACAGCCGCAGACCGCCGCUGUGGACAGAAUGCAGUCCUUGUUUGACUACAACACAGCUGUCUGGGUCUGACACAGCCCAGUGAACUGAGAGGGUGACUGAGGGACAGGUGCAGGGGAUUUAACUGAACUCAAUGUUAUCUUCUACAUUAUCAACCUAUAGACUUUGCCCAUGUUUGAUUCAAAGCACGGCAACUGUCUUGACAAUCUGAAAACCUGAACCUCACCUGAGAACAGUGUGUGUAUGAUGUAUGAAGAUUUAUGUUGAUUUUAUUAUUAUUAUUUUUUUUUUAUAUUAAUGAAAUGAGUGAUGAAGCUGACUGGAAGCAGGAUCACACUUUAUAAAUGACAUCUUAAGAAUGUCGCUAUGGUACAUAAACUAUUAAAGGCCAUGAACAUCCGUUUCACACACUGACAGUUAAGGAGGAGUGGAGGUCAGGUCACGUACAGCAAAUGAUUGACAAGUCUGUAGUUAAUUCAAACCACAACCGCUGUAUUGGCAAUACAGGAACAAUAGCCCUGCCUCUUAUGAAACGAUGUUAAUUAAAUCAGAAAAUGAGCUUGAUUUCAUGGCAGCGAAGAAGUAAAUAAAUGAUGUGUCAGAGAUGGUUUUAAUAUGUAACUUGCAUUUGGACAUAGGCCUGUCACAGUAACAAAUUUUGAAGUACGAUAUAUUGCUACAAAGAUAUACUGCAAUAAAGAAUAAUGAAAUUACUUUAUGCAACUGACACAAUAACAAUAAAGCAAAUAAACCUGGUAAAGCAUUUUUAAAUAGAAAUGCAACCAAUAAAUAGCAGAA